GAUUUAAUUGCAUGCCCACUACACUAAAGAGUGUCAAUAAACAUUUGGCUGAGUGAGUGUUAAAGGAAAGAAAAGUAAAACAAUGGCGUCUUUGGUCGAAAAGAGCGAUCUUGUAACGCCAUUAGUUGUAAAAGAAUAUGAUCCCGAAUCCGAAGUAAAAUUCACAAGGGAUGAAAUCGUUGCAGAAGCUAAGCUGCAACUAUUCCUUGCUGGUCCCAUGAUGUUCGUGAAUGUCUUGUUGUCCCUCAUACAAACAAUUUCAGUCAUGUUCGUUGGCCACGUCAGCGAGCUGGCCCUCUCCGGCGCUUCCAUGGCCACCUCCUUCGCCUCCGUCACCGGCUUCAGCCUCCUGGUUGGGAUGGCAUGCGCAUUGGACACGUAUUGCGGCCAAUCAUACGGGGCGAAGCAGUACCACACGCUCGGAAUCCACAUGCAGCGCGCCAUGUUGGUGCUGCUGGUGGUGAGUGUGCCGCUGGCGUGCAUCUGGGCGACAGCGGGCGACAUUCUGAGGGUGCUGGGGCAGGAUCCGGCCAUUGCAGUGGAAGCCGGGGCCUAUGCCCGUUACAUGAUCCCUUCCAUCUUCCCCUUCGCGCUUCUGCAGUGCCAGUUCCGAUUCCUGCAGACGCAGAACAAUGUGGUCCCCAUGAUGCUCACCUCCGGCAUCACCACGCUCUGCCACAUCCCCAUCUGCUGGCUCUUGAUCAACAAGAUGGGACUCGGUAGCAAGGGCGCCGCCCUUGCUAACGGCAUCUCGUAUUGGACGAAUGACCUCUUCUUGAUCCUCUACAUCACCAUGUCCCCUGCUUGCAGGGACACAUGGAAGGGUUUCUCCAAAGAGGCUCUGCAUAAUGUCUCCAAGUUUAUCUGGCUUGCAAUUCCUUCUGCUAUUAUGGUUUGCUUGGAGAUCUGGUCUUAUGAGAUCAUGGUUAUUGUCUCUGGGCUUCUACCUAAUCCGACGUUGGAAACAUCGGUUCUCUCCAUCAGCCUGAACACGAACGGAAUGAUUUACAUGAUACCCCUUGGACUUGGAAGUGCAAUAAGCGUGCGUGUGGCGAACGAAUUGGGGGCGGGGAGGCCUAAAUCAGCUCGUCUAGCAGUGCGCAUGGCGACGCUGAUGGUGGCGGCAGAGAGCCUGGUGGCGGUGGUGGUCAUAAUCUUGGGGCGGAAUGUUUGGGGGUACUGCUUCAGCAGUGAGGUCGAUGUGGUUUCCUACGUUUCUGAUAUGAUGAUACUUAUCGCCAUCGCAAACAUGGCGGAAGGAGUUCUCUCUGUCCUCAGCGGCAUUGCAAGAGGAUGUGGUUGGCAGAAGAUUGGGGCCGUCGUGAACCUGGCGUCCUUCUAUUUCAUCGGUAUCCCCCUCGGAGUUGUGCUAGCAUUCGUGCUGCACCUAGGAGGAAUGGGACUAUGGACUGGGAUCAUAGCUGCAGUUUUCGCGCAGACGUUUUUCCUGUCAAUCAUAGCUCUCCGAACCGAUUGGGAGGCAGAGGCAAGGAAGGCUUGUGUUAGAGUUUUCGACUCGACAAUCCCAGUUGUGGCGUAAGGGUGAAAAGAUUAUGAGAUGAAGGAAGGUCGUCAAUCUGUGUGAGAAAAGCUAAGGAUUCCAGCUUAUAUACAGCUUCUGGUGUUGUGUCAAAUUACACAUCAAGAGAUGUUACCUAGCUCUGGAUUCUUGCAUUAUAAAUGCAUUUUUGUUUUAUGUUUAUGUUUGUGGUUGUGUAUACAUGGUUUUGAAUGAUUUUGAGGGUUUUAUAGCACUGGAAGAUUGUACAUAAUUACUAGUACUCUGUUUUAGUAAUCUGGUUGCCAUUGUUUGGCACUCCAAGAAAUAUUCUAAGUUUCAAUAUUGUUAGACAA
Salvia hispanica is the source of this 1854-nucleotide messenger RNA. Its product is annotated as protein DETOXIFICATION 16-like. NCBI's taxonomy places the organism in Eukaryota, Viridiplantae, Streptophyta, Magnoliopsida, Lamiales, Lamiaceae. The record is from RefSeq and is a predicted model, not a curated record. Gene Ontology annotation, cellular component: membrane. Gene Ontology annotation, molecular function: xenobiotic transmembrane transporter activity; antiporter activity. Gene Ontology annotation, biological process: xenobiotic detoxification by transmembrane export across the plasma membrane.